Molecule: messenger RNA, 381 nt
Organism: Clonostachys rhizophaga
Lineage: Eukaryota; Fungi; Ascomycota; Sordariomycetes; Hypocreales; Bionectriaceae
Source: the annotation of a GenBank genome assembly
AUGCGCGCGUGUUUCCAAAAUACAGCGUCAGCGUCAGCAUCAGAAACCACAACAUCCAAAGCUACAGCAGCAGCAUCAAGAGAAGCAGCAGCAUCAAUAACAAUAGCUGAGCGUGUGGUGUUUCGAACAACAGGUCGUUUGACCCGAACCACGGUGGUUAAAUCCGGCCCUACUGCCAGUGAAGAUGGCGACUCCGCCGCCACAACCACUACCGAAACGACUACCACCGCUUCUCAGGCCACCCCCACGAGCACAACCACGACUACAGCCAUGGUAUGGGAGGGCGCCAUCCACCAGGACACCGAGGCGACUUUGUGGUGCUUUGCUUUUGUUCUAGCCGUCAUUUUCGCCGCAGGGUAUGUCAAGUGGCUGCUCAAGUAG